AGAGCUUUUAAUAAACAAAUAAUUGCAUACAGUGUUCAUUUUACAACAAUACAAAAAUGUUUUUAAAAUUGUUUUUAAAUUGUUUUCAAAAUAAUUCUCAAAUCGGUUUAGUGCUAUUAAUUUUAGUGAUUGUUUUAAUAUAUAUGUAUAAUACAAAUUAUUUACGAAUUGUGUAUUAUUUAUCAAAAAUACCGGGUCCAAAAUCAUAUCCAAUAAUUGGAGUUGCAUACUUGGUGAUCGGCAAAACACAUGCAGAAAUAACUCAGCUUGUAAUUGAUUUAAUUAACAAAUUUUCGCCUAUAUUAAAAGCAUAUUUGGGUCCAAUUCCAUUGGUUUGCGUUUCAAGUCCAGAAUAUAUUCGACAAAUUUUAACUAAUCACCAUGGAUUAGAAAAACCAUGGAUAAUGACACACAUUGCUGUGGACGUUGCAGGCGAUUCAAUAUUAUCAGCACAAGUGCCCAAAUGGAAACAUAAUCGAAGCAAAAUUGUUCGAGGUUUUACACCGAAUAUUCUCAAAACGUAUUUUAAAGUAAUGAUCGAAAGUAGUUUGUUGUUAUCUAAGAAACUAGAAGAUAAAUUAAACGAUUCAAAAUCAUUUGAUAUUUUGGAAUAUUUAUCAAAAGCUUCAAUGGAUUCAGUAGCAAGAUCAACUAUGGGCGUUAAUGUAAACGUACAAGAUAGUGGAUCCACAUUCUACGGUGCUAUGCAAAGUAUGUUCCAUAUCGCAUUUGACAGAAUAUACAGCCCGUGGAAACUGUUGGAUUUUAUCUUUCGUUUGUCACAAGAUUUCCAAAGAUUUUUACAGGACAAGAAAGCCGUUAUAGAAUUAGCUGAAAAAAUUAUAUCUGAGAAACGAUAUCAAAAAACCUGCAUAAAUAAUAAUGAUAAUAAUUUGGAUAAUAUCGAAACCAUUGACAGAGAACUUUCUGGGAAAUCUUUAUUAGAUAUUCUACUUGAAGUCACUAAAAAUGAUCCCUUAUUUGAUGACCAACAAUUGAAAGAUGAAGUUAUAUUUAUGAUUAUUGCAGGCUUUGAAACAACAGCAAAUGCUUUGGGAUAUAUUUUAUUAAACUUGGCGGUACAUCAAGAUAUUCAAAACAAAGUUUGUGAGGAACUUUUUCAAGUACUUGAUGAUUCCGAUCGUAAAAUCCAUUUAGAUGAUUUGCCACAAUUAAAAUAUAUGGAAAUGGUUAUAAAAGAAUCCAUGAGAUUACAUCCAACAAUUCCAUUAAUUGUCAGAAAAAUUACCAGAGAUAUAAAAUUCGAUGAAUAUUUAGUUCCUGAUGGAACAACUGUCGUUAUUCCGAUAAUUUGUUUACAUCGUAAUGAGAAUAUAUGGAAAGAUCCACUGAAAUUCGAUCCAGAACGAUUUACACCAGAAAAUUCAAAAAAUCGACAUCCUUAUGCAUUUUUACCAUUUAGCGCUGGACCUCGAAAUUGUGUUGGUAUUCGAUAUGCUUGGAUGUUUAUGAAAGUAGUGUUAGCGACAUUAUUGACUCGCUAUAAAUUCCAUACAGAUGUAGAUGUAAAUAAAUUAGAACAUGAAUUUGCAUUGUCAUUAAAACUCCUUGGAGGCCAUCAAGUUCGAAUUACACCACGAAGAAGAAAUUGAAGAAGUUAUUUGUGUAGUUGGGAUUUUGAACAAAAUUUUUUUUUUUACAGAAGAAAAUUAUGAAGAUUCUUUGGCAAUCAAGUUUAUAGUUUGCGUUAUGUACCAUUUACGUUCUGUGAACGUUUCAUCAUUCAUUAUUUAUUAAUUUUACAUUUUAUCAUUA
Molecule: messenger RNA, 1776 nt
Organism: Chrysoperla carnea
Lineage: Eukaryota; Metazoa; Arthropoda; Insecta; Neuroptera; Chrysopidae
Product: cytochrome P450 4C1-like
Exons: 9
Coding region: 57-1613 (518 amino acids)
Molecular function (GO): iron ion binding; monooxygenase activity; heme binding
Source: RefSeq, a predicted model, not a curated record